Coniophora puteana RWD-64-598 SS2 is the source of this 4475-nucleotide messenger RNA. RefSeq lists its product as uncharacterized. Gene Ontology annotation, molecular function: sequence-specific DNA binding; zinc ion binding. Gene Ontology annotation, biological process: regulation of DNA-templated transcription. The transcript has 6 exons. Lineage: Eukaryota; Fungi; Basidiomycota; Agaricomycetes; Boletales; Coniophoraceae. The record is from RefSeq and is a predicted model, not a curated record. The coding region runs from base 180 to 3773 and encodes 1197 amino acids.
AAAACGUUUGUGCAGAGAAAGAUAGGCCGUGUCCUCCUGGUGUUUGGGAGUCCUUGCAGGUGGUCUGGAUCGAGCUGAAUCUGAACGAGAUUCAUUCCAAGAUCCGCCGCCAUCGGGAGAUACAAGUGAGAUACAGUUUCCAGUUCCCCUCCUCCCCCUCGCUCUCGUCGCCAGGUGCGAUGACGACGGCGCCCGGACAGCGCUAUGCCCUCCCUCUCCACCACCACUCCGGGGGGCUCCAGCAGGUCCCCGACGUCCGCCUCCCCUCCCUCAAGGAGCUCGAUUUCAAGUACCGUCCUCCACCCCCAGAAGCAGGCGUAGACAGAGAGCCACUCCAGCCCCCGCCCCAGGCCCAGCCAGACGUGCAACAGCCCUACCCGCCCUCCCACUACCAGCACUACCAGCAGCAGCAGUUGCCACCCCAUGACGUGGUUCCGCAGAAUGGCCCGACUCACCCCGCCACUAACCACACCUAUCAACAUCCGAGCCAUCCAAACCAUGUUCCCCAAAAUUCGCACUCCCAGUAUUCCUAUCCGCCUCCGACGGCACCCGCGCCUGCACCCGCUCCCCAGCAGCCACCGCAGGCGUCUCCAUACACGCAGCAAAUUCAACGAAACCCCCACAUGGCCCCACCACAGCCACAGCCCCAGCCCGCCUGGACCCAACCUCAUACGCAGUCCCAUCCAAUCCAAGAGCCGCAUAAUCAGUAUCACCAGCACGUUCAGCCGAAUAGACCUCAUCAACCAUUCUCCCGCUCGACGCCCUUAAUGGCCAUGCAAGUAGACCCGCGUCCCUCGCCGUCCGAACCACGUAGCGCUCACAGUGCACGUUCCUUCACCGAGGAUUCUGGUCGAUUCAGCUAUGAUCCCCGCCAAGCUCAGCAACCAGAGUCGCGAUCCGAGUUGCCGUCCGAUUCUCGAAGCAUACAUUCACAGCCCGGCUACACGCAGGCGGAUGCUGCUCGGAUGAAUCACUCGCCCGCAGAUGUUCCGAAAGCGUACCACCGGCCGACUGAUGUUCGAGCUUCCUCGAUUUCCUUUAUCGACCCGCAAGGCCGCAUGUAUCAGGCUCAUCAGGCGCACCAUCAUCAAAAUAGCCUCGCGAGCAGCAUCGCGUCGAACGAGGCCCCCCGGGCGCCUCCUCCGCCUCCGCCAUCCGCUCAUGGCCACUACCAUCCCCCCUCCUCCUCGCACUCUAUGCAUGGCACACCUAACGGCAUGCAGCCCCAGUACCACUCCCCCGUCGUCCAAAACGGGUUGACUCACUAUGGUGUGCGACCGCAGCCACCCACCCACCAAAACUCGUAUCACUCGCCUACCGAGCAGGCGCCCGUCUAUGCUUCUCCAACUUCGUACCUUCCUCCUGAAGGGGCUCAGCAGCGUGGGUACCCCAGCGCACCACCUCAGUCCUUUGCGCCACCACAGCCUGCCGACAUGCGCGCGACGUACACGCCGGAUUCGCGGCCAACCACGGCUGUCGAAUCUCUGUCAUAUCCGCAGACCACGGAGCUCCGGCCCAUGCUUCCGCUCUCCCGGGCGGAGCAGAACCAGAGCCACGGACAAGGCCACAGCCAGGGUCACAGCCAGAGUCAAAACCAUAAUCACCAGACCCCGCACCAAACGCACCAACAGGUCCAUCAGACGCACCAGAGCCAUCAGACGCACCAGACGCACCAAACGCACCAGCCGCAACACCAGACACACCAAGCUCACCAAGCCCAGGCAUACGACACGCGCCCACCGCAUGUCACCCCUCAUUCACGACCCCCUUAUCUCCCGCAGCCUUCGAGCACUUCGAGCAUUGCUGAGGGGAGGCACCAGUACGCUACGCCCGUCGAGGCGCGACAGGAAUACCAUGCGCCCCCUCCACAGCUGCCGCCGCCUGAGCCACGUCAAUCUGUCGUUGCACACGUCGAGCCGCCGGCGCCUCCCUUGCCCAGCCAAAGUCAAGGCCAAAGCCAGAGCCAGAGCCAGAGUCAAGGCCAGAGCCUGAAUGCGAACCAGGGGGCUGAGCGUCAGGGCUAUGGUGCGGGUGCGGAGGUUACGCCUCGCCCACAGGCGCCUCCGGAGGUUAAUAUGCGGCCUUCGCCUUUCAUGAAGCCUCAGCAGCCACCACAGCAGCCCAUGUCGCGUGCGCCGCCGCGUGCUCCGGUCCAUAGUAGGUCUGCGGAUGAUACGCAGGAGGUGAAGGUGCAGAAGGUGCGGGAGAGUAUUUGGAAAGAGAUUGUCGAGCAUUGCAAUGCACUCUACAGUUUUGCUAAUAAAUAUGCACAACACCAUUCCGCUACUGGCGCGCAAGUCCAGCCGACGAGGGAAGAGAUGGAAGAGAUGACACAUCGCGCCUCGGAGGUCGUCCGUCUUCUCGAAGAGCUGCGGAGUCCUUCGCCGUCGCUACACUCUGGCAAAUCGCGCAGCCUGCCCGUGCCCUUGGUGAUAAGCAGCUCCUCGAGCUCGCGCAUGGACGUGGACCCGCCGCAAGCAGACCGCCCGCCGAAGAGGCCCUGGGAGGACAUCAACGGGGACAGUGGCACGUCCGCGUCGGACAGCAAGACGCAUCUCCGGCCGCUGCGCGCGAAGACGCCCGCGUCCUCGUCGGCGGUGGCGGCGGCGGGUGAGAAGGUCGCGUCGGGUUCGGUUGGCGUCGAGCUCAACGGCGCGAAGCGCACGGCCGCGGAAAGGGAUAUGGAGACCAUUCGCAGCAAGAGGGCGAUGACGACCAGUAUGGCUGCCGCGAAUGGCGCGGGCAACGCGUCCGGGGCGGGCUCGGGUGGGGGUUCCAACGCGAACGCGACGAAGACGAAGUACAGGAAGCGAAGCAGGGCGACGCCGCCGGGCAAGUGCCAUUCGUGCAAUAUCAGGGAGACGCCGGAGUGGCGCCGCGGCCCGGACGGGGCGAGGACGCUGUGCAAUGCUUGCGGGCUGCAUUACGCGAAGCUCGUUCGCAAGCGGGACAAGGUUCUCCAAGCGGAGGGCGGCAACCCCGCUGAGGCCACAAAGAUCGACAUCGAGAUGCUGCGCGCCUCGGCGCGUGCCGCCGAAAAUGCCAGCGAGCGGCGCACGCAGCAGCAGUCGUCUGGGAGCUCCUCCAACGGAGCGCCGCCCGCUGUGACAGACACGUUCGAUAUCAAGUCGGGCGUGCACCAGGGUUCGUUCCAGAUUGAGGGCAUGGGCGUUAUGGACACGUCGGGCGGCGCUCCGCAGCCUCAGCCAUCUCAUCCCCAUCCCCAGGCUCAGGCUCAGCCACAGUCGCAACCCCAGUCUCAACCCCAGUCGCAACCUCAGCCGCAACCCCAGCCGCAGCCACAGCCGCAACCCCGACCGCAGCCACAGGCUCAGCCUCACGCGACGCCAACGCAGACAGCACGUUCGGCGAAGCCGAAGCAAAUGAGCAAGCUGAAUCAACAGACGAAGUUGAGUCAACAAAAGCCCCAGCAACAGCCUGCUCGGCCGCCCCCUUCCACCCAGCAGCAGCAGCAGCAGCAGCAGCAACAGGCGCCCACCUUGGCGCCUGUCAACGGCACACCGACGAUGUAUGCCUCCCAGCCCCAUGCGUCACAGCACUCGUACUCGCAUCACACCCUCUCGCCCAUAUCAGCGAGCUCGACCGCCCCUGCAAUGACGCAGCACCAGUCGGCGCCGCCCUCGUGGAUGACUAACGGCGGUGGCGGUGGCGGUGGCAACGGCGGCUCGGGCCGACCUUAUGGUGCCGAUCAGCUCCAGCAUCAGUCCUUCGCGCGCAGCUCGCAUUCUCUUGCGAACGGCGUUUCUCGUUGAGACGUGUCGGGACUCGCGCGUGCGAAGGAUAUGGGGCUGGGUGGUGGUCGGAAGCAGAAGUUUGUUACCUUCUUUUGCUCGGUCAUGUUCGUCGUUUGGUGAUAUGGCUCGUUCGUUCUCGAGCCUGUCUAGUUCUUUCCACGGUGUCGUCGUUGCUCCGUCUGGUUCCAGCUGCGUUCUCGUUUCGUGCUGUUCGUCUGUACACUUUCUCUUAGUCUAUCUAAUCGUUUUUGGACCUUGCCUCGACCUUGCGUUGAUGACUUGUAAUUGACUCUUGCUCUUUUUGUUGCCCCCGUUAAUCACCCUAAUUCGAUAUUCGUACGCAUAUCCUUGACCCCUGCUUUCUCAUUCCCUUUCUUCAUGUGCUCCAUAAUGCUCUAGCGAUUCCUCUUUUUCCGUUCUGAUUGGCUACACCUUUCUUUCCUACUCGCAUUCUUUCUUGUACCCGUACUCGUACCCGCACUCCCGUCUGCUCCUGGAUAGCGCUGGCUGCCCCGUCUCUUCCCGUUAUCCACCAUCUCUCCCAUUUUGCUAUCGUACCCUCCGAGCCGUACAGCGCUCUUAUUGGUCUUCCGCUUUCUUUUAUUGCACCUGCACCCGCACUAGUUCCUACGUAGUCCCGCACCUGCAUCGUCAUUUUUUAUAGCGUAUCCCACUCUGCCUGCUUGUAUCUAAUUGCUCCCCUCGUAAUUUGUAUUUCUU